UCAUUUAAUCAAAAAGACGUUGACAGUUAAAUAAGUUGAUUUUAUUUUCAAGAAAAUAUUGCCGAAAAUUAUUGAUUUACGUGAUGUUACGACAUUAAUUUUCUUAAUUCGAUAUGGGAAAAAAGAGAAACUGGAAUAUAUUAGGCAGGACCAAUUUCCAAAAUGACUCUCAUUCAGGUAAUAACGGGAGCGGUAGAGAUGUUUUUGCUUGUAACACUUACUGGAGUUCUGGUCACUUUAACAGCUCUUUUUAGUCUACUCGAAUUAAUGAUAAUCAGUGUAAAUCCUGUAUGCCUUUACCUAGUUCGACAAUCGGGACAAAUAUUCACUUGUUCGAUCGGCCUAACGAUACGUCAGUUACGACAAAUACCUCGGAAAAUUUGUCCCAGUUCAACGAAUGGACAAGUUCAGGAACCAAUUAUUGCCACAAUUGAACCACUUCCUCCAGACAUAGAAAUAAAUUUACCAAGCCCCCCAAGAGCUUUUGUGUCAACAUUUGAAUAUCCAAUUGACAAUCAUUCAGAAAAAGCACAGAAUGAAGAUGGAAGAUCUCAUCAAAGUGGAGAAAUUCAAAGUGAAGAAAUUGAAAGUGAAGAAAGUCAAAUGGAAGAAAUUCAAAGUGAAGAAAAUCAAAGUAACGCUGUAGGAGAGUGAUUGUUUUAAAACAAAUAUCUCGCACAUAUUUUAUUUUCUAGUAGUGAAUUUUCAAGAAACUUUUUUAGAUCAUUAAAAGAUUUUGAUUAAACAUGAAAAUUUUUAAAACUCACACAAAUAUUAUCCUUUCUUUGAUGAAAUUGACAAUCAACCAGGGUGGCCCCAUUUUAGUUGAGGAAAACAAUUUCCCGGAUUUUUCCAGUUCGCGAAAAAUGUUCACGGUCAUUGAAAUUAA
Molecule: messenger RNA, 889 nt
Organism: Belonocnema kinseyi
Lineage: Eukaryota; Metazoa; Arthropoda; Insecta; Hymenoptera; Cynipidae
Exons: 3
Coding region: 163-654 (163 amino acids)
Source: RefSeq, a predicted model, not a curated record